Varanus komodoensis (Komodo dragon) is the source of this 1037-nucleotide messenger RNA. It is a transcript of the gene GATAD1, whose product is annotated as GATA zinc finger domain containing 1. Lineage: Eukaryota; Metazoa; Chordata; Lepidosauria; Squamata; Varanidae. Gene Ontology annotation, molecular function: sequence-specific DNA binding; zinc ion binding. The coding region runs from base 115 to 879 and encodes 254 amino acids. Gene Ontology annotation, biological process: chromatin organization; regulation of DNA-templated transcription. The transcript has 5 exons. Gene Ontology annotation, cellular component: nucleus. The record is from RefSeq and is a predicted model, not a curated record.
CGUGCUCUCGGCGUCUCGGACGGCUCUUUGUAGGCGUCGCUUCCACGGGUAGUAUCCGUCGUGGCGGGCGGGUUUGCAGUUAGGGAGCGGGCGAGCAAGCAGGCUGGCGCCAGGAUGCCGCUGGGCCUGAAGCCGACGUGCAGCGUGUGCCGCACCACCUCCUCGUCCAUGUGGAAGAAAGGGGGCCAAGGCGAGAUCCUUUGCAACAACUGUACGGGCCGCUCAGGGCCGAGCGGCGUUGCCGGAGCUUCCUACGCCACCACCUCGGCGUCCGCGCAGCAGAGCAACGGGGGCGGCGGCGGCGGCGGGGGGAAACAGAGUAAGCAAGAAAUCCAUAGAAGAUCAGCUCGGUUAAGGAACACAAAAUACAAGUCUGCUCCUGCUGCUGAAAAGAAAGUUUCCACUAAAGGAAAAGGGAGAAGGCAUAUUUUUAAGUUAAAAAAUCCUAUCAAAGCUCCGGAAUCAGUUGCCACCAUAAUUACAGCAGAAUCUAUCUUCUACAAGGGAGUUUACUAUCAGAUUGGAGAUGUUGUUUCAGUGGUUGAUGAGCAGGAUGGUAAAACAUACUAUGCACAGAUUAGAGGGUUUAUUCAAGACCAGUACUGUGAAAAAAGUGCAGCUUUAACAUGGCUCAUUCCUACUACAGCUAGCCCCAAAGAUUGUUUUGACCCUGCAACUUACAUAAUAGGACCAGAGGAAGAUCUUCCAAGAAAAAUUGAAUAUUUAGAAUUCGUUUGCCAUGCACCUUCAGAAUAUUUUAAAUCUCGCUCAUCUCCUUUUCCUACCAUACCUACUAGACCAGAAAAAGGUUAUAUCUGGACUCAUGUUGGACCUACUCCAGCAAUCUCAAUCAAGGAAACUGUUACCAGCAGCUUGUAGUCUGUUUUGUUUGAAACGUACCUCUUAAAUGUAUAAUUACAACUGUUUCAGUCUGCCCAACUAGCUCCAGCAGUGACUUUAAAUUUGCCUGUAUCAAAAUCACAUUUUCUUCACAUUAUUUGAAACAUUCUGUAAAUGUACUGAAACACAUUUUCAAA